GCAGCAGGAGCCUUCCCCACCAUUGCAGAGCGGAGCGGGGGGAGGACAACCCCCCGCCCUGCAAGCUGCCCUGCAGCGUGUGCAAUUGCAGGGCCGCUCCCCCCACCCCCCCAACGCCCCCCCAGCUGCACCCCGCUGCAAGGAGAGCUGCUGCAGCGAGUCAGGACAACUCCCCGCUGCAGGAGGAUUUGAGCGCUUGCAGUUUGCAUCUUUGUUGCAAAACUAAGCUCCAGAGGAGAGGCAAGGCAAAGUCUUUUGUGCUCCCCUCCCCCACCAAAGCCAAGGGGACAAUGUCUCAGGCCAGAGGCAAGAAGAGAAACCCUGGGCUGAAAAUUCCUAAAGAAGCAUUUGAGCAACCACAGACAAGCUCCACGCCACCAAGAGAUCUAGACUCCAAAGCCUGCAUCUCUAUUGGAGAGGAGAACUUUGAGGUGAAAGCUGAUGACCUGGAGCCCAUCUCCGAGCUGGGACGAGGUGCGUACGGGGUGGUGGAGAAGAUGCGGCACAUGCCCAGUGGACAGAUCAUGGCAGUGAAGCGGAUCCGAGCCACAGUGAACAGCCAGGAGCAGAAGAGGUUAUUGAUGGAUCUGGAUAUCUCCAUGAGGACAGUAGAUUGCCCCUUCACUGUCACCUUUUAUGGGGCACUUUUCCGAGAGGGAGAUGUGUGGAUUUGUAUGGAGCUGAUGGAUACCUCACUGGACAAGUUCUACAAGCACGUCAUUGACAAGGGCCUGACGAUUCCCGAGGACAUCUUAGGAAAAAUAGCUGUCUCUAUUGUCAAAGCACUAGAACAUCUACACAGUAAGCUCUCCGUGAUCCACAGAGAUGUAAAGCCCUCUAAUGUGUUGAUCAAUACGCAGGGGCAGGUGAAAAUGUGCGAUUUUGGCAUUAGCGGUUACCUCGUCGACUCAGUUGCUAAAACCAUGGACGCAGGAUGCAAACCCUACAUGGCUCCUGAAAGAAUUAACCCGGAGCUGAACCAGAAGGGGUACAGCGUCAAAUCUGAUAUCUGGAGCCUGGGGAUCACGAUGAUUGAGCUGGCCAUCCUGCGCUUUCCCUACGACUCCUGGGGGACACCCUUCCAGCAGCUCAAGCAGGUGGUGGAGGAACCAUCGCCACAGCUCCCAUCAGAGAGGUUCUCAGCAGAAUUUGUCGAUUUUACCUCGCAAUGCUUGAAGAAGAAUUCCAAAGAACGGCCAACAUACCCAGAGCUUAUGCAACAUCCUUUCUUCACCCUGCACGAAUCCAAAGAGACAGACGUCGCCUCUUUUGUCAAACUCAUCCUGGGAGACUGAGAACUGGACUUGUUAAUGAAUUGCCCUUCUGUGGACUGGUGGGUGCAGGGGAGGGGCACGUGGCAGGACUUGUCAUGAGAGCACCAACAGCAAGUCACCGUGGUUUGUGUUGUUUUGUUUUGUUUUGUUUUGUUUCUUUUUAAUUCCGAGAAACCCCUGCCUUGCCCAAGUUUUUAAAAGGGUUCUUUGGUAUCCAUAGUGACAUAGAAUGAGCUGGUUAGUGGAAUGAAUUUUAAUAAGGUUGGUAACCUUAAAACAAGCAAAAAAACCCCAACAACAACAACAAAAAAGAAGCUGAAAAGAGUGAUUUACAUAUUUAAUGACAGUCAAAAUCCCUCCUCCUAACUUUCUCCUCAACCCUCCCUUUCCCUUCCCGCCCCGAACCAGAAUUUGCUUUGUCAUGGUAAUAGGUGCUAUGGUAGUCAUGAAGCUGUAUGUAGAUUUAUAUUUUGUCCCUUCCAUUAUUUUAAUAUUUAUGUUAAGUGCUUGAUGGAAUAGAUUUCUGUUUUAUAUGAGGAUGAGUGUGUGGUGACGAUGAUGAUGAUGCUAAAUGAGGCCACAGCAAGCGAUAGUUGUAGGGCUUUGCUGGGGAAAAGGUGUCACAGGAAAAGAGAAAGAAGAGAGGAAUUGUCUGUGUCGUGGAGAAUAUUUAAUGUGCAUCAUCAAAAGAAUUUAUAAACAAGGAUCUCAGCUGAGCUACUCGAGCUGCUUUUGCAGCCUGUGAGCAUUACUGUAAGGGAGGGAGGCCCCAGGGUGCUCCGAGUCUGGCUGGUGUGUCCUGGCCAGCCUAGGGAGCACUGCCAGCCUCCUGCCAGGGAACGUCCUUGCCCUGUGUCCCACCCAUUUGCUCUGCUCUCUUGGGCAGGUGCUGAGGUCUGGAGAGGGAGGACAUUGCUGGGAUAGUGCCCCAGAAGAAA
Molecule: messenger RNA, 2212 nt
Organism: Dryobates pubescens (Downy woodpecker)
Lineage: Eukaryota; Metazoa; Chordata; Aves; Piciformes; Picidae
Gene: MAP2K6
Product: mitogen-activated protein kinase kinase 6
Exons: 12
Coding region: 291-1295 (334 amino acids)
Biological process (GO): protein phosphorylation; MAPK cascade
Molecular function (GO): MAP kinase kinase activity; ATP binding
Source: RefSeq, a predicted model, not a curated record